Molecule: messenger RNA, 2778 nt
Organism: Caenorhabditis remanei
Lineage: Eukaryota; Metazoa; Nematoda; Chromadorea; Rhabditida; Rhabditidae
Exons: 14
Coding region: 1-2778 (925 amino acids)
Biological process (GO): protein deglycosylation; mannose metabolic process; N-glycan processing
Cellular component (GO): Golgi membrane
Molecular function (GO): carbohydrate binding; alpha-mannosidase activity
Source: RefSeq, a predicted model, not a curated record
AUGCGAUCCUCAUCGAGGGAAGAAAAUAUCACCCAAAAUAAGCCUAUUCACGAAAAACCGAAACGUGUGAAAAGCAACGACGGAGGAGUUUGUAGCAGACCUCCAGAUGAGACAAAGACUGAUUUCAAUACGUUUGACCUAUUCGAGAAAGUAGUUGCCGGUAGUGGCUCUCUUCCACAAACUUCCAAAAAGACGAGAACGGAGAAACUGAAAGUUUACGUACUACCGUUUACUCAUGUGGAUCCAGGAUGGUUGGAAACAUUCGAAAGUUAUACAAAACGAACCAAUCAAAUAUUGGAUAAUAUGCAUCAAUUUAUGAUGAAAAAUGAGAAAAUGAGGUUCAUGUGGGCGGAGUUUGUAUUCUUCGAACGGUGGUGGUCACUACAGAAAGAUCAAGUCAAAGACGAUGUUAAGAAACUUGUCUCCGAAGGACGUCUCGAAUUGGCUACUGGAUCCUGGGUAAUGACUGAUGAAGCGAACCCUUACUUCCCAGUUUCUGUGGAUAAUAUUGUUGAAGGUUUCCAAUUCAUUUAUCAUAAUUUCGGAAUAAAACCGAAGACAAUCUGGUCAAAUGAUCCCUUUGGAUACUCUAAUUCAGUCCCAUAUUUGUUCAAAAAAUCCGGUGUUCACAGGAAUGUAAUCAAUCGAAUUCAUCAUAAAAUCAAGGGAACUCUCCAAAGUCAACAGGCGAUUCCUUUCAAUUGGAGACAAUAUUUUGAUGGAGAUGGUGAAGAUGAUGUUUUGACUCAAGUGCUACCCUACACCCAUUACGAUGUGUUGAAUUCUUGUGGCUCUGAUGCUUCCGUUUGUUGCGAAUUCGACUUCAAAAGAAUCACUCAUUGGUCGUGUCCUGGUCCGAAACCAGUGAACAUUGAUUCAAGUAAUGUGGCUGCAAAAUUUGAUAUGAUUGAGGAAUGGAAUCAACAACAUGACAAUUACCUUCCAGUUUUCGAUGAAAUUAAUAAAGGAUCGAGAGUGGAAAUAAGAUUUGGAACCUUCACUGACUAUUUCGAUGAGCUCGAGAAAUGGUAUUCCGAGAAUAAAGACUCUCAACCAUCGACUCUUUCCGGUGACUUCUUCCCGUAUAUGUGUGCUCUUGGAGACUAUUGGACUGGUUAUUACACGACAAGACCAUUCUUCAAAAGACAGGGAAGACUUCUUCAUUCUCUCAUCAGAAAUUCCGACAUAAUGCUUUCAAUGCUCCGUGGAAAUUUGAAGCAGAGAAAGAUCGUCGAGAAUGAAAAGAGACUAGAACAAGCUAGAAGAAGUCUAUCACUUUUCCAGCAUCACGAUGCUAUCACAGGAACAUCGAAAGUGAGCGUUAUGGAUAACUAUUCGGAACUCCUUCAUGACUCAAUUAUUUCAACGAAAAUCGUGUUGGAAAAUCUGACGAAAAGUGAUAUUGACAUCUAUCCAAGGGUCCAUGAUGGAGUGGAAAUUCAACAGGUUGUGGAUUUUGAAAAGAAAGAAAAGGAGGUCAAAAUCUUCAAUAGUCUUCUUUUUACUAUCACUGACGUCUUUGGGAUUCGAGUCAAUAAUCGAGAAGUGGUGGUUUCAAUUGAAGGAAAAACGGUUGAAGCCCAACUAGAGCCUUACUUCCAAAAGGGCAAGGCUGAAGCUGACUCGUUCACUCUGCUCUUCAAAGCUACCGUACCUCCAUUGAGUAUGAUAAAAGUGAAAAUUCAAAAAGGAGAUUCUGAAGGAAUGACGAAGAUGGCUAAAGUGGAAGCGAAGGAUUCAAGUGCUUGGGAGUUGGGAAAGAACUGGAAAGUUGAAGCCCCAACAGAAUCUUCAUCUGAAAUGGAGACGCCAUUCUUGAAGGCUACAUUUGAUCCCACUGGAUCUCUACAGACCGUAAUCAAACAAAACGACAAAUCGAAAUUCGAUUGCCAACAGUCGUGGCAUCAAUACAGAGAAGCCGGAGGCGGAGCCUAUCUGAUGAGAUUGCAUACGAAUCCAAAGGAAGUGACAGAGUUCCAGUGGAUGAGAAUAACUGGUCCGUUGAGACACUCCGUUUACCAGAAAUCGAAGAAUAUUUUGCAAAGAACAAGUAUUGUUAAUGUUGAAGGACCAUCUGGAGAAGAAGUUGAUAUCUCGAUGUCCAUUGAUAUAACUUCUGAAAGAAAUACAGAAUUGAUGACUCGUUUCUCAACGAACUGGGAAAAACCAAUCACGUUUACUGAUAGUGUCGGAAUGCAGUUGUUAAGAAGAGACUACUAUAAGAUGCCAGUUCAAAAUAACUAUUAUCCAAUGCCAACGGCUGCAGUUUUGCAAAAUGGAAAGCAACGAGUCUCCAUCGUUUCGAAUGUUGAACAUGGCGCCCGUUUCUUGGAGAACGGAAGUGUUGAAGUAAAUAUCGAUCGAAUUUUGAAUCAAGACGAUGGAAAAGGACUCGGAUCAGGAUCAGAUGCAAUUCCAGUCGAUAUGAAACCAGUUGAUAUGAAAUUUAAAUUAGUUUUCGAUCAAUUGGAUCAUGAGGAUUCACCGAAAAUCCACUACUCAACACAUAGUUUCCGUGCUCAACAAGCAGUUCAGUCAGUCAUUUAUCCCCCGAUUCUUUUCGAUGGAAAUCCGAAAAAAGAGGAAGAUAUUGAGGAAAUCGAAGAGAAUUCUAAUCUGAAUUUCCCUUGUGAUGUUCAACUUUUAACCGUCCGACCAUUAUCUGAAUCAAGGCAAUUAAUGAUUUUCUAUCGACAUGCGACAUCGUGUUCAAGUGAAAAAAUGAACAAUUGUGGAGCUGAUUUCAAGGUAUUUUUGGGUGCAAUAGCGCUCUACUGA